Humulus lupulus (European hop) is the source of this 575-nucleotide messenger RNA. RefSeq lists its product as uncharacterized. The record is from RefSeq and is a predicted model, not a curated record. Bases 71 to 328 code for a protein of 85 amino acids. Lineage: Eukaryota; Viridiplantae; Streptophyta; Magnoliopsida; Rosales; Cannabaceae. The transcript has 3 exons. Gene Ontology annotation, cellular component: mitochondrion.
ACCCUUUCAGAAUUGAAUCUCCCAAUCCCAAAGACCUAAAGAAGAAGAAGUUCAAACCCAACCAAUCUCAAUGGCGUCCGCGAGAGCUUUGUCUAGGCUCUCAUGUCGAUUAAAGUCUCUAACUAUCAACACCAACAAGAGAUCACUGCUCUCCGAGCUCUCUUCCCCCAAAUUGACACGCAUUCCUCGAAUUUCAAGAGUACCAUUGGAAUUGAGUUCAAUGAUGCCGUUGCACAGUGCAGUGGCUUCAGCACGAUUAAUAUCAAGCUUAUCCAUAGAUUCUCAGCAAUGGGGUUUGGUUCCUCAAGGAAUUUCAAUGCCUUUAUGACAAUCUUCCUGCUGUGAGUUAUCGUCUGAUUUGCAGGGCUCAAUAUUGACAAUUUGUUUCAAAAUACUCGAUACUUAAUAGGUUUAUCUGGGAUCAGUAUCUGUUGCUCAUCAUUUUCAUUUCUGAAUUUUUGUAUUGGCCUCAUAAUGUGUUUUUUUUUUCUUUCUCUCAAUCAAUUUUGAGGACCCUUUACCUUUAUCAUUGAUAAAAAAAAGGCCAUAAAAAGUGCUCAAAGAUGUAGUGUUUA